Cololabis saira (Pacific saury) is the source of this 1338-nucleotide messenger RNA. RefSeq lists its product as uncharacterized. Lineage: Eukaryota; Metazoa; Chordata; Actinopteri; Beloniformes; Belonidae. The record is from RefSeq and is a predicted model, not a curated record. The coding region runs from base 1 to 1338 and encodes 445 amino acids. The transcript is spliced from 2 exons.
AUGUGCAGCAGCACGAGUAAGGUGGUUGGGAAACGAGGCUAUCAGCCUCAAAAACACACGGUUCAACUUAACACGUUUGAACAAGCACCCACCAAGCUCCCACCAAGCUCCAACCAAGCACCAACCAAGCUCCAACCAAGCACCAACCAAGCUCCAACCAAGCACCAACCAAGCUCCAACCAAGCUCCAACCAAGCUCCCACCAAGCUCCAACCAAGCACCAACCAAGCUCCAACCAAGCACCAACCAAGCUCCAACCAAGCACCAACCAAGCUCCAACCAAGCUCCAACCAAGCUCCCACCAAGCUCCAACCAAGCACCAACCAAGCUCCAACCAAGCACCAACCAAGCUCCAACCAAGCACCAACCAAGCUCCAACCAAGCUCCAACCAAGCUCCCACCAAGCUCCAACCAAGCACCAACCAAGCUCCAACCAAGCACCAACCAAGCUCCAACCAAGCACCAACCAAGCUCCAACCAAGCUCCAACCAAGCUCCCACCAAGCUCCAAUCAAGCUCCAACCAAGCACCAACCAAGCUCCAACCAAGCACCAACCAAGCACCAACCAAGCACCAACCAAGCACCAACCAAGCUCCAACCAAGCUCCAACCAAGCACCAACCAAGCUCCAACCAAGCUCCAACCAAGCUCCAACCAAGCUCCAACCAAGCACCAACCAAGCUCCAACCAAGCUCCAACCAAGCUCCCACCAAGCACCAACCAAGCACCAACCAAGCUCCAACCAAGCACCAACCAAGCUCCAACCAAGCUCCAACCAAGCUCCCACCAAGCUCCAACCAAGCACCAACCAAGCUCCAACCAAGCACCAACCAAGCUCCAACCAAGCACCAACCAAGCUCCAACCAAGCACCAACCAAGCUCCCACCAAGCUCCAAUCAAGCUCCAACCAAGCACCAACCAAGCUCCAACCAAGCACCAACCAAGCACCAACCAAGCUCCAACCAAGCACCAACCAAGCACCAACCAAGCUCCAACCAAGCACCAACCAAGCACCAACCAAGCUCCAACCAAGCACCAACCAAGCACCAACCAAGCUCCAACCAAGCUCCAACCAAGCUCCAACCAAGCACCAACCAAGCUCCAACCAAGCUCCAACCAAGCUCCCACCAAGCUCCAACCAAGCUCCAACCAAGCACCAACCAAGCUCCAACCAAGCACCAACCAAGCACCAACCAAGCUCCAAUCAAGCACCAAUUAAACACCAAUCCAACACCAACCAAGCUCCCACCAAGCUCCAACCAAGCUCCCACCAAGCUCCAACCAAGCUCCCACCAAGCUCCAACCAUCUCACUUCUGCAUUGAGGCUCAUAAGGAGCUAA